CGAGCAUAAAGAGGACAUGUAGCUCAGCCGUUAACGACACAGCUACUUAGCUUAGCUUAGCUAAUUAGCUGCCUCAUUGUCCAACAUCAUAAAUCAUCGACGUCCAAUAGUUUUAUUAUUUAUUUAUAAUAAACCGCAGCGUCUAUAUGUAGCGAAUUAACUCAUUUAUUUUCAAUGGCGUUCAAUGGCCACCAACGCGACGAUGAAGGUAUCGACGAAGACGAAACGCCCACGAAGCAGCCGCGCUCCGACAGCAAGGAGGAGAUGAUGCCCAACAAUGAGGCAGCCGCGGCCGCAGGAAAAGCAACAUCCGACCGGCGGAGCUCCAACUCGACGUCGAGGCGUCGGAGCGACUCGGUGAAGAAAACAAGGCCGCCAUUUCCCUGGUUUGGGAUGGACAUUGGAGGCACUCUGGUGAAGCUGGUGUACUUUGAGCCCAAAGACAUCACAGCAGAGGAGGAGCAGGAAGAGGUGGAGAACCUGAAGAGCAUCCGGCGCUACCUCACCUCCAACACCGCCUAUGGUAAAACGGGCAUCAGGGACGUGCACCUGGAGCUGCAGGACCUGACGCUGUGCGGCAGGACGGGCAACCUGCACUUCAUCCGCUUCCCCACGCAUGACCUGCCGGCCUUCCUGCAGAUGGGCCGCAACAAGCAUUUCUCCAGCCUCCACACCACCCUCUGCGCCACAGGAGGGGGGGCGUACAAGUUUGAGUCUGAUUUCCGCACGAUGGCGGACCUGCAGCUUCACAAGCUGGAUGAGCUGGACUGUUUGAUUCGGGGGGUGUUGUACAUCGACUCGGUGGUGUCCCGCGGACCCUCAGAGUGUUACUACUUUGAAAACCCCACUGAUCCAGAUCGCUGCGUCCAGAAGCCCUACACACUGAAGAACCCCUAUCCUCUGCUGCUGGUCAACAUAGGCUCUGGGGUCAGCAUCCUGGCCGUCUACUCUGAGAGCAACUACAAACGAGUUACAGGGACCAGCCUCGGUGGUGGGACCUUCCUGGGCCUGUGUUGCCUGCUGACGGGCUGCUCUACUUUCGAGGAAGCUCUAGAAAUGGCUUCUGAAGGGGAGAGCACCCGAGUGGACAAGCUGGUUCGGGACAUCUAUGGAGGAGACUAUGAGAGGUUUGGGUUGCCGGGCUUUGCUGUAGCUUCAAGUUUUGGCAACAUGAUGUCCAAAGAGAAGAGGGAGUCGGUGUCCAAAGAGGACCUGGCCAGGGCAACACUGGUCACCAUCACCAAUAACAUUGGCUCCAUCACAAGGAUGUGUGCUCUCAACGAGAACAUAGAGCGAGUGGUGUUUGUGGGUAACUUCCUGAGAGUGAACACGCUCUCCAUGAAGCUGUUGGCCUACGCCAUGGACUACUGGUCUAAAGGACAACUCAAGGCGCUCUUCCUCCAGCAUGAGGGCUACUUUGGAGCGGUUGGAGCCCUGUUAGAGCUUCUACAUCCGUCCUAAACUGUCCAAACUACAUCCAAAGAAGUACUUGUCAAUCUGCUGCAAACACCAUUAGCACUUUACACUGUCCAGAAUAAAUUCCACAGUGGGAUGUUGUGUCGGCCACCAGCCAGUUACUGGUAAAUUUUGGUUGUGGCAGGCAAACUGUCAAACAUUUGGAGGUCCUAUUAUAUUUUCAGAAGUCAAGCUGGUGAAAGUAGCUUCUAAAUUGUGAUUCACAUCUGAGGUCGUGGUCAAUGGAUAGAAGUCUGUUUCCUGCCCUGACCAAAGUUGUAUGCAGCAAAGUCAUUGCAGGACUUUGCAGAAACGAGCCAGAUUGGUCUGAAACAUCUCAUGGAAAUUCACCACGGUUGCCUGAAAUACUUGGGUUAAAAAGUACUCGACAUCCCAUAGUCUCGCACUUACCCCUCAGUGGGGUAUCAGGUCCUGGGGCUAAUAUUUGUAAGUACUUUUUAAGGUUUAUUUUAUCCUACUUUGGUACCAGGUGGAUGGUUAGACUAUAGUGUACGAGUUUAUAUGAUGGGUGGUAGAAUUUUAAGACAAUCACAGGAUAGAUUUUAAGUGUCAUUCUUUAUUUCCUGAAGACAAUGUUAAAGGCAGGGUGGGCAAUAUUGAGAAACUAUCAAGAGUACACUAGCUUUUUUUUUUUUUAAAUGAUCCAACCUAAAAACCCAGCCCAGUGUUGCCGACUCUUUUCCUUUGAAAGUAGCGAGAAGCACUAGAUCCAAAAGUCCCUAAAUCUAACGAGAAAGUCACCUAGUCGGCAGCUCGACAACUCUGCCUUAAAUUAACUGUUGGUCUUUAAAAUGUCAGAAAAUAGCUGACUUAAGUUUCCAGAGCCAAAGAUAACUUAUUUAAAAUGCUUGUUUUGUCCAAAUAAUAAUUCUAAAUCCAAAGAAAUUAAAGUUUCUAUCAUAUGAGACAAAGAAAUGUAAGAAAUCUUCAUAUUUGAGAAGCUGGAACCAGGAAAUUUUUGCAAUUACCAUGUUGCAGAUUAAUUUUCUGUUGACUAAUCCUUUCAGUUCUACAUACCUAGUUCUAAAUAACAACAUACUGGUAAUCAAACAACACUGGUUAAUCUUGUAAAAGUCAUGGAUGAUAUCUUGAGACUUAAGAUGAUUGAACUCUAAACAAACACUAAAAUUGAAUGUCUUCACUAACGCAGCUGAUUAUUUUCUUAUGCUGUAACAUGAAUGUCAGGCAAGAUAUUGUCAUUGUGAUAGUACUCCCAUCCAUCUGGUACUCUUAGUAAGCUGAAACAAUUAAGCACUGGGAAUCAUUUACAACCACUUAUUAUUAGUCUUUUAUCAUCCUAGAGCAUUACUCAUCGUCACCAUUGGACUUUAAAUGAGGGUGUGAAUGAAACGAGUAGGUUUUAUUGACUCACAUUUAAACUUUCAUUUCAGCACAAGAGGUCACCAUUUCAUCAGACUUAUUCUUUAAUGGAGACAUUAACUGUUACUUCUAGAGUUUACGAACCCAAGUGUUUACUCCAAGCUGUUUUUUUGCAACAGUGCUGGUAUCAGAAAAUAUAGACAAUCAGUUUGGGGUUAGUGAGAGCGGACUGUAAAGUAUGAUUUGAUCAAUUUAAGUCCCUUUCUGACCCCUGCCCUGCUGAAGUGCCCUUGAGCCACUGUAUCCCUCUAUUUGUAGAGGGAAAUCCGAGCAAGUGAAAAUUGAGGUAAAAUUAGGGCAUUGUAUCCCUGAAUUUUCCCCAGAUUUAAUAAAAAAGUUAUUUUAAUGCAGAAACUUGAUGCAUCCCUCCAAUGGAGGUUUUAGGUCCUGUGACCCCCAAACCAUUUUUGUCUUGUUCAGCAUCUAUGUACUUAAAUAUUGUUUUGAAUUAAAUGUACAUCUUUUUGUUUUUUAGUGAGGUAGACAAAUGUUCAACUUUGUGUCUCUGAUGUGUGUGUUAUCAGUAAGUUGUUCCAUUAUUUCAUUUAUUGCUUACCCGUCCCAUUUUAAUGUCAUCUGUUUGUUCAGUUAUCGAUCCAUCGAUGGAUUACAGGGACCAUAAUGAAUCCUCAACUACCUAAUGAAGAGAUUUGUCUCCCAACAUAGUUGUAAACUCAGUGGACACAGUUCUUCAGUUACUAGAUAUAAAUGUAUCUGAAAGUUGUAUACGCAGUAAGUUGAUUUUAAAUGAAGUGCCUGUCAUGUUUUUGUAUAGAAUACAAUAAUGUGUUCAGCAGUGUGAUUUAAAAUGAGACUAACUGGUCUGUAAUUCUAUACAAUAGGCGUCCUUCUGUUGUUUGCUUGUAACGUUACACUGCAAAGAAACCUUUGUACUGUUUUUGUAAUAGUCAUUACAAAUUUCUUAUUGCGUUGUCCCUAAGUACAAACUUUUCAUAUCUUUAUGA
Messenger RNA from Sebastes umbrosus (honeycomb rockfish), 3821 nucleotides. RefSeq names its product pantothenate kinase 2 (gene pank2). NCBI's taxonomy places the organism in Eukaryota, Metazoa, Chordata, Actinopteri, Perciformes, Sebastidae. The record is from RefSeq and is a predicted model, not a curated record. Bases 175 to 1461 code for a protein of 428 amino acids. Gene Ontology annotation, molecular function: pantothenate kinase activity; ATP binding. The transcript has 7 exons. Gene Ontology annotation, biological process: coenzyme A biosynthetic process. Gene Ontology annotation, cellular component: nucleus; cytosol.